Messenger RNA from Macrosteles quadrilineatus (aster leafhopper), 1306 nucleotides. Its product is annotated as cyclin-dependent kinase 20-like. Gene Ontology annotation, molecular function: ATP binding; cyclin-dependent protein serine/threonine kinase activity. Gene Ontology annotation, cellular component: nucleus. Gene Ontology annotation, biological process: protein phosphorylation. The coding region runs from base 58 to 1077 and encodes 339 amino acids. The transcript is spliced from 6 exons. Lineage: Eukaryota; Metazoa; Arthropoda; Insecta; Hemiptera; Cicadellidae. The record is from RefSeq and is a predicted model, not a curated record.
GUUGAAUACAAACAAACGUCUUAUCAGUUCUCACCUAGGGGUUUUAUUUAGAAAGAAAUGGAGAAUUACACAGUAACAGGAAGAAUUGGCGAGGGAGCACACGGUCAAGUACUUAAAGGAAUACAACUGAAAACCAGAAGAGAAGUUGCUUUAAAAAAGGUCCUACUAAAAAAAUUAGAUGAAGGGAUUCCAAACUCAGUCAUUAGGGAGAUAAAAACUCUACAAGAAGUAGACUGUAAGUUUGUUAUGAAGUUGUUGGAUUAUUUUCCCCACGGGGUUGGCUUCGUGCUGGUGUUUGACAUGAUGCCGUCUGGGCUCUGGGAGAUGAUUCAUGAUGUUGAACAUCCUGUCACUGAGCCUCAGAUAAAGACAUACAUGCACAUGCUGCUCUCUGGUGUUGACUACCUUCACACUCACAACAUCAUGCAUAGGGAUCUGAAGCCAGCUAACCUGUUAGUGAGCAGUGAGGGUGUGCUGCACAUAGCUGACCUGGGCCUGGGGCGAGUGGUGUGUCCAGGACGACCCUACACUCACCAGGUCGCUACCAGGUGGUACAGAGCUCCUGAGCUGUUGUAUGGAGCUCGACACUACACGGGUGCUGUGGACUUGUGGGCAGUCGGUUGUAUUAUAGCAGAGAUGUACAAUAAGUCUCCACUAUUCCCGGGAGAAAGUGACAUAGAACAACUGGCACUGGUAAUUAGAGGACUUGGUACUCCCAGUUGGCGAGGCAUCACUUCUUUGCCGGACUACAACAAGAUCUCCUUUCCUGCUGCAAGACCUCAGCCCUGGGACUGUUUACUGCCUGAUGUUGAGCCCCAGACUGUGCUGAUAGUCAGUUCUCUAGUGACUCAUGACCCUGCCUCCAGGCUCACUGCACGACAGGCUCUGCAACACUCCUACUUCCACUCACGUCCAUUCCCUUGUCCGGCUGGUGAGAUGCCUUGUCCCCCACAGGACCAUCGCCAGAGGCUCAAAUUGGGGGAACUGCGAGUGGACAAACCUCCCUCAGAACUGUUCAGUGACCUCGACACAUUGGUUAAUGAUGAACAGUACCUAAGGUCAAUAACAAAAUGUUAAUUGUUCAUGAUAUAUUGAUAAUCAAUAUUGAACUGUGACUAAAUAAUCAUGCUCAAUUGCUUUUAACAAUUUUUAUUAAUUUUAAAACAUGGCAUUAAAAUGUAUUGUAAGUUUACUACUACUAACCUGUUGUGACUGAUAAUUAAUUUGUAAAGUUUUGAUUUAAUUAUUGCAAAAUGUGGUGAAGAUGGAAAACUACUUGUUUUUAACUACAAAUAUACUAAUCAAG